Molecule: messenger RNA, 1380 nt
Organism: Neodiprion fabricii
Lineage: Eukaryota; Metazoa; Arthropoda; Insecta; Hymenoptera; Diprionidae
Product: clumping factor A-like
Exons: 2
Coding region: 11-1252 (413 amino acids)
Source: RefSeq, a predicted model, not a curated record
UGGAGCUCAUAUGACGACUACUAAUUGCGCACCAUGUAGUCCGAUCUGUAACGUUGAAACCAGAGCGUGUCCGGAUUAUUGCGUAGAAGGGGGAAGCUUCUGCAUAUGCGAAUCUGGAUACUACCUCCCGUACGAAAACAGCACUUACUGCGUUUCGAAAAGCUCUUGUCCUACGUGUGGGAAUGCUGCGUCAGAAUCACAGUCACAAUCAGAAUCAGAAUCAAAUUCAGAAUCAACCGCGGGACCAGAAUCGAAAACAGAAUCAGAAUCUGAAACAAAAUCGGAGUCGGAAUCCAAUUCAGGACCAGAAUCAACCGCUAAAUCAGAAUCGGAAUCAGAAUCAAAUUCAGAAUCAACCGCAGGACCAGAAUCGAAAACAGAAUCAGAAUCUGAAACGGAAUCGGAAUCGGAAUCCAAAUCAGGACCAGAAUCAACCGGUAAAUCAGAAUCGGAAUCAGAAUCAAAUUCAGAAUCAACCGCAGGACCAGAAACGAAAUCAGGAUCAAAAGACAAAUCAGAAUCAAAUGCUGGAUCAGAAGGAUCAAAAGACAAAUCAGAAUCCAAUUGUGAUUCAGAAUCGAAAUCAGGAUCAAAAGGAAAAUCAGAAUCAAAUAGUGGAACGAAUUCAAAAUCAGACACAACCGGACCGUCAAAAUCAAUUGACAAUGCAAAAUCAACAUUAGAAUCAAAAGUAAAAUCAAAUGAUGGAUCAGAAUCGAAAUCAGACACAACCGGACCGUCAAAAUCAAUUGACGAUACAAAAUCAACAUUAGAAUCAAAAGUAAAUUCAAUUGACGAUGCAAAAUCAACAUUAGAAUCAAAAGUAAACUCAAUUGACGAUGCAAAAUCAACAUUAGAAUCAAAAGUAAACUCAAUUGACGAUGCAAAAUCAACAUUAGAAUCAAAAGUAAACUCAAUCGAUGAUGCAAAAUCAACAUUAGAAUCAAAAGUAAACUCAAUCGACGAUGCAAAAUCAACAUUAGAAUCAAAAGUAAACUCAAUUGACGGAUCAGAUUCGAAAUCAGAAACAACCGAACCGUCAAAAUCAAAUGAUGGAUCAGAUUCGAAAUCAGGAACAACCGAACCAUCAAAAUCAAUUGACGAUUCAAAAUCAAAAUUAGAAUCAAAAGGAAAAUCAGAAUCAAAUGAUGGAUCAGAUUCGAAAUCAGAAACGACAGAACCAUCAAAAUCAAUCGACGAUUCAAAAUCCGAAUUAGAAUCAAAUGCUGAAUCAGAGUUGAAAUUAAUAUAAACAGUGAAAUCAGAAUCCGUAUAUGAAUCAGCGGCAAAAUUGGAGUCGGCAUCCGAAACAGAAUCAACUUCUGAAUCAGGAUGAAAAUCCGAGACAUCAUACCUACCAACAAAUCCUACAAUAAGUAU